CAAUUCUCCAUAGAUUUCAUAUAAUUUCUUUCUUCUCAAAUACAAAUCCCUUUUAAUCUGCUCAUUUUCCCCUUUGUCUUUUCUUUUUGUAAAGUAUAUUGCAAUAAUGAAUGAUAUGGGGAAAGUAGUUUCAUGCCACACAGUUCGUUCUUGGAAGCAACAGCUCCUCAAAGCCAAACAAUGCAACAAAUUGGUCGUCGUGAAUUUUACCGCAACAUGGUGUGCCCCGUGUCGUGGCAUGGCUCCUGUUCUUGAAGAUUUAGCGAAUAAAAUGAGUAAUAAUGUUACAUUUUUGAAAGUGGACGUUGACGAACUCAUGAGUGUUGCCAGUGAGUACGGAGUGGGAGCCCUUCCCUCGUUUCAAUUCUUCAAGAACGGAAAAUUAGUGGACAAGUUCGUAGGAGCAAGGAAAGAUGUUUUGCACAAAACUGUAUCCAAACAUGUUGCAUGAAGCUAUUUUUUUUUGUUAUUAAAAGUAAUAUGUGCACGCAGUCCAGACCAUGUAGACAUCUUCACAUGCCUUCUGUAUUCAGAAAGAAAAAUAUUAUUAACAACUUGUACUGCUUAUAUAUGUACUUGAGCUAAAAAAAUUAUCACUUUACAACUUGUACUGCUUAUGUACAUGAGCUCGAGGAUGUGUACCCAAAAAUUUUCAGUUUAUUAAAUAUUGCUGCAAAUGUAACCAACGUGUUCUUAUUGAGAUCAAUAUAUUUUAAUUUAUCCCAUCUA
Molecule: messenger RNA, 729 nt
Organism: Cucumis sativus (cucumber)
Lineage: Eukaryota; Viridiplantae; Streptophyta; Magnoliopsida; Cucurbitales; Cucurbitaceae
Product: thioredoxin H1
Exons: 3
Coding region: 107-451 (114 amino acids)
Source: RefSeq, a predicted model, not a curated record